Molecule: messenger RNA, 997 nt
Organism: Anopheles merus
Lineage: Eukaryota; Metazoa; Arthropoda; Insecta; Diptera; Culicidae
Exons: 3
Coding region: 143-994 (283 amino acids)
Cellular component (GO): mitochondrion
Molecular function (GO): glycine N-acyltransferase activity
Source: RefSeq, a predicted model, not a curated record
UUGAACGUGCCCCACGUCUUAUCUCCAAAUGUGCCCACAAUUGCAUGGAAACGUAUAGCGCUAUUGUUUAGCCGGCCCCGUAGUAGUGUGUCAACUUUUGCUGAAGUAAGUUCGCUCGACUCUCUCCCUCUGCGUGCGCAUCAUGUCACCCCAGGCUAGCAGCUUGGAGAUCAUCCCGCUGGAAGAGUUGUGCGUGCUGCGUGAUCUGUAUUGCAUCGAAUGGCCAAAAUAUGCGUACACUUACUACACGCUGGAUAACUGCUAUCACUGGCGCACGUUGGCCCGGGACGGGGAGUUGCAAGUGUUUACCGAUCCCUCACGUGAUUGGAGAAGCACGGGAACAUUCGUGCUGAGGGAUUGUAAGGAGCUAUUCUUCUACACCCUUGAAGCAACGACUGAUGGGUUGGAGUGGAUUCUUGGAAGCGUUAUGAAGGGUGGUGAUAUAAUCGUUAGUCUAGUGUACGAUUCCCGUUUCCGAGAGCUGGUAGAUCGGAUCGUAAGCUCGCUUUCCUUCACAAAGGACAGUGAUGAGCGGAUGGUAUGCUACAGACAGAUGACUCCCUGUGGGGAUGUAGAUGGCAAUGAAGAGCAACUGCAAAGAGAGUAUCGCUUUAGCCCGGUCAGCCCGGACGAUAGUGAGAUUGUGGAACAGCAGUGGGUACAUAGUGAUACCGUUUUUAGCAAACUGCCAACGCGUCUGAUUAAUCGUAAUCCAUCGUUGGGAGUGUACGACACUAAGGAUCGUCUUGUUGCCUGGUGUUUGAUUGAUCAGACGGGAUCGUUGGCCAUUUUUCAAACGAUGCCCGAUCAUCGCCGCAAAGGUUUAGGACGUGCUAUAAUCAAACGACUAUCAGCGGAACUGCACGCAAAGGAUCAGCUGCCCCAGGCGUACAUCGUGGAAAGCAAUGCGGCCUCACGCAGGCUGUUCGAACAGUUAGGAUUCAGUGCUGUGGAACUGUGGUACUGGACAAAACUUCACAAACGCGAACCGUGACAU